AUGAGUAACGAGAAGCAAAAUUUUCUCCUUUAUCAAUUAAGUCCCUUAAGAAAAUUAGAGGAAGUAAAUUUGAAAGAGCGAGGAAAAAAAGAGAAAUAUAUUGAAGAUAUUUUUCAUCCAACAGAAGAAAGAGACUGUAUAAUCGACACACUAGCAUUUAAUAAAAGUAACAAUAGUUUUUUAAUUAUUGAGUAUAAAAGAGAAAAAACAGUCGAAUUGUUUUAUCAAGUUCGUGAAUAUAUGGAAUGUUUGGAAGAAGUAAAGAAAUGGAUGCGUGAUAUUGAUAAUCUCUAUAAUUCCGUUCUCGAACUAGAAUCUAAAACUAGACUUGGAAAUUUCAACGGCAAUAAUAAAUACUGUGCUUUUAGUUAUAGACUUCGUUACCAAAUUCAAAAAAUUUCCUUAUUAAGUUCUAUUGCUGUUUAUCUAACCCAAAUUAACGUUUAUUGGAACUUUAAAAAACCCGCAGAAAUUUCGACCAAUUUGUCCAAUUUGUUGAAUAAUGAUAACAAUUUUCAGAAAUUAAAAAGUUUUAUUCAUGAGUAUAAAAACCAAAAACCUUUAAAAGCCUUAAUUUUUGACUUGCUUUAUAAUCGCUACUAUGGAGUUAUCAUUUAUGUCCGUAUUUUUGAAGGAGAAUUGACCAAAGGACAAAAAAUUAAGUUUUAUACUAAUCAGCAAAAAGUAUAUCAAGCCGAAAGGGUGGGAGUAAAAAUACCCAAAGAAAUUUUAAAAAAUAAAUUAGUGGCGGGAGAAAUUGACCACCAUAUCUCACCCUUAGCAGGCUAUCAAGAAAUAAAACCGAAUGUCUAUUCUAAUUUAUAUCCUAGUGAAAGUUCUCAAUUCAAAGAAUUUAAAAAAUAUUUGGAAGAACUGCAAGUCCAAGACAGUAGUUUAAGUUUAGAGUCAGUUGACUCUCAAUUGCUUGGUUCAGGUUUCCGUUGUGGCUUUUUAGGGUUAUUGCAUCGAGAAAUUAUUUGCGAAAGACUGCAAAAAGAAUAUAAUUGUGAAAUUAUUACUACUCCCCCCAGUAUUACUUAUCGAGUAGUUUUCAAUAAUGGUGAAAUUUUAGAAACUAGCAAUCCCCAGAAGAUAUCGGCCAAAGGCAAGAUAAAGAGCAUUGAAGAGUUAUUGGUCAAUUUAGAAAUUACCACCCCUGAAGAACAUUUAGGAGAUAUUUUGCAAAUUUGCCAAAAUAAGCGAGGCAUUUUACAUCGUGAUGCUGCUUAUGACCGGGCUAAAGUAAUUUGCGAAAACUUAAAAAAAACUCUCAAUCGGCAAACUUUUGCCGUGCCAGUUCAGGCUUGUAUCGGUAAUCAAGUAAUUGCUCGGGAGACUUUACCGGCUUUGAAAAAAAAUGUAAUCUCUAGAAUUCAUGGGGGGGGUUCCAUAGACCGCAAAAUGAAACUCUGA
Molecule: messenger RNA, 1413 nt
Organism: Funneliformis geosporum
Lineage: Eukaryota; Fungi; Glomeromycota; Glomeromycetes; Glomerales; Glomeraceae
Source: the annotation of a GenBank genome assembly